CCGUCCCUGCCUCUCUCUGCCGAGCGUUCGAAGCGAGCCGCCGGCGCCAUGUUCCGCCGGGCCCGCCUCAAUGUGCGGCCCAACGUCCGACCCGCGGGCAGGGGCGCCCCGCCGGCAGCGCGGCGGGCCGAGAGCAGUGACACGGCUGAUAGCUCAAAUGAUGCCAGAGAAGCUAGUAGACCUGCAGAGAUGCCUACGCAGAGAAGAAAACGGAUCUCCACCAUGCCCAAUCUUGUCAAACCCAGAGCUGGACCUUCAUCUGCUCAGUGUUCUGCAUCAAAGCCGCAGAGGCGAGCAUCACAGGCUCCUGAUGGCAGUGCUUCACUUCAGAAGGAUUCGUCUCCAUCAGAAAAGAGUAAUGUUGAAAGCUCUUUAAAGUCUCCCAUGCUGCCCGAAAAGAAAACACCUGUGCCACAAGUGCCACAGUUUUCCCCACUAAAAAAAUCGGUGAACAAAGAGCAAACUGUAGGUGUAGCUGCUCAAAAAAAUGAUGAUACCUUGCAGAAGAAUGUACCCUCCCCACUCAAGGAGAGACCAACACAGGAAAGAUCAGGAGCACAGGAGGAAAAGCUACCUGUGAAACCUGCUACUGUAAAAGAGAAACGACCGUGUUCUGACCGUGAAAGGAUCCUCAAAGCUCGGAAGUUAAGAGAAAUGCUUAAAGAAGAGCUGAAGAAGGAGCGGAUGUUGAAACACAGACCUCCAAUAACUGAAGGACAUUCUCCACCAGAUCGUUCUAAAAUGACCAUGAGAGACUUGAUAUACUAUCUGCCAGAAAACAAUCCUAUGAAGUCUUCCCUGGCAGAAGAAAAGAGAACAGAAAAAAGUUCUGCACUGGGUCAAAUGAAAGAACAGGAAGAGAAGAAUACUCCUGAUCAUGAGGAAGAAGAUGAGGAAGAAGCAGAGAAUGGGGAAGAGAGUCAGGAUGGUCCACUUCUAGCUCCCCGUGUGAAAGUAGCAGAAGAUGGCUCAAUUAUUUUGGAUGAAGAAAGUUUAACUGUGGAGGUUCUAAGAACAAAAGGUCCAUGUGUUGUAGAAGAAAAUGAUCCCAUCUUUGAGCGUGGCUCUACAACUACAUAUUCUAGCUUCAGAAAGAGUUUUUACACUAAACCGUGGUCAAAUAAAGAAACAGACAUGUUCUUUUUAGCUAUCAGUAUGGUAGGAACAGACUUCUCCUUGAUUGGACGGCUGUUUCCUCAUAGAGCCAGAGCAGAAAUUAAGAAUAAGUUCAAACGUGAGGAAAAAGCUAAUGGAUGGAGGAUAGACAAAGCUUUCAAAGAAAAGCGGCCCUUUGAUUUUGAAUUCUUUGCCCAGCUGCUUGAGAAGGUCUUAGCAGAUGAGGAAAAGAGGAAGCAAAAGACUGUUAAAAGCCAGAAGCCAAAGGAAAAGAAGCUGUCAAGGCCUCGGAAGAAGACAAAAGCAAAAGCUGCCAGCACAGAAGCUGUUAAUGAUCAAGAUGAUCUUCAGGAAGCCAGAAUUUCUGAUGCAGAAGCAGAUGCUGUGACAGCUGAGAAAGAAAAUGAGGAAUCUUUGGGCAUUUCUGAACAGGCAGAAGAACAGGUUGCAUUAGAGCCAGCGUUAGCAAAAAAGAAGAGAAAGAAGAGGCGAAAAGAUGAUCUUGAACAGGAAGUGGAGAAUCUUCCAGAAGAAAUGGCUGUACCUUCAAAAAUAGCUGAAGAAGGGAAAUCAUCUGAGAAAACAGAAAAAAAAGUGGUAUGUGAUGCAAACAAUGAUGGUCAUACCACCUGUAGAGAAAAACUGAGUAGCGUUACUGAAGAAAACCAAGAUGAGACUGCUGUUACAGAGGAAGAGAGAUCAGAGUCCUGUUUACCAGUGGAUGACAUAAUGGAGAGAGAAAAUGAUGUCAAUCUAUGCAGCUUCGAAGAUAGCAAUGAUAUUAUACUAGAAACGGAAUCUGCUAAACUGAGAGCCCUAGAUAUUAGAGAUGAUACAUCACAGGAAAGCCAGAUUUCAGAUUUACCGGUUUCAGAGAUUAGAGGCAAAGAAAGACAAUCUGAAGAAACUAGAGAAACAAAGAGCAAAGACAUACAUGACUUACAUAGACCGGAUGAAAAGCAGAAUGCAUCAGAAAGUGAUUCUCAGUCUGAAAUCAUCAAAACUGAAAAGCCAUUAGACAGAGGGCACUUGCAAAGACCUAAACCAAAUUUAGUGAGAUCAUCUGGAAAGAGAGAAGCAGCAACCCAAGAGAAAAUGGAGGCCGAGACUUCCUCUCCAAACCUUGUGAAUGCAGAUAAAAAGUGCUCUGCGGAAGACGGUAGAAGAAACAGAAAUGAAGCCACAGAAGUAGAGAACACUGAUUUGGAUAGUAAAUCUGAAGUACCUGAAAAAACUGUAAUUGCAAAGGCAAGAGUUAGAGGAUGUCGACAAAGAUUUAAGCCUAAUCUUACAAGAGCGUCUGGAAGGAAAGAAGAGCCUGAAAAAGAUGCAGGAAAUGAUAAAAUGUCCCGUCCACAACCUAAGGGGGAAACUGAAAAGAAUACUGACCAAAGUAGUAAGUCUGAUGCUACCAGUGAAGAAGCUGCAGAAAAAGAUGAUAAAGUUGUGGACACAGUGUCUCAGUCUAAUGAAAGAGCUGGUUUACAAGAAGACAGCAAACACAGUGUGCUGAAACCAACACCUCUAAAGAGAGGCAGAGUGCAGAGACCAAAACCAAAUCUAAGAAGAACUGUUGCAAGGCAAAAAGACCUGACAGAUGAAAAAGAUCCUGAAGAGGAGAAGACUGAAGGUGGAGAAGUAGAAAAAGAUGUGAUACACCAUAGGGAUGAAAACAAUGAUCCAUGCCUCAAAAAUGUAAGCAGUGUUCCCAAGAAAAGUCCUCAGAAGCAGAGCUGUGAAAGCGGAAAGGGAUUGUCAGAUGUCUUGAAACAGGUUUCAGAUUUCAAUAUAGGGGAGUCUGGUCCUUGGAAGGAAGAGGAUAAAACUGUUGUAUCAUCAACUCUGCUACCGAGGAGUCGAUUCCAGAGACCAAAGCCAAAUUUAAGAAUGACAACUAGUAGAAAGGAAGUGCUGAAUGUAAAGAAUAAAGGUGUAUCACAGAAAGAUACCAACAAAGAAGAAAGUUUGACACAGUGUGACAGUGAAUGUAACAUCCUUCCUGAUACAGAUAAAGCAGGAAAAUAUGACGUCCUGCAACCAUUGAAAUCCUUAGAAAAGGAGAAGUCACUUGGCUCUCAGGAGGUUUCUGAGAGGCCAGGUUGUAAGUCUCCAAAGACAUUUUCAAGAUCAGAGGAUGGUGAACUCAAGUUUUGUUUACCUGAAAUUAACCAAGAUGACACCUCAACUACUAAUGCAGGCAAAAAUACCACUGAAGAAGAAAGUAAACAAACACCUCUUCAACCUGUCCAGUUAGUAUGGAGCAGAUUACAAAGGUACAAGCCAAACUUGGUAAGAGCUGUUGGAAAGAAGGAAUUACAAAUAUCAGAAAAUGAGAGGGAGGAAAAGCCUGGAGCAGAGCAGCUGGUAUUGCAAAAAGAUGAGUCUGCCAAUAACAUCAUUGGUGAAAAUGAAGCUGUAUUGUGUCAAGCAGAUGUAUUGAGCAAAGAGGAACAGGAACAGCAAGAGGCGCCUCAGAUGCCCUUUAUUUCUGAAAACGUAUUGUAUGAACAAAGCAGUGCUGAAAAAUCCAUUUCCCAAGAAGGCAAGCUGGGUGCUCUGAAACCAGGACAAUUCAUAAGGAAUGGAUCUCUGAGAACUAGACCAGACCUAGCAAGAGUAUAUAGUGAAAAAGAAUCUCCAGUGGCACAAAAACUUGUUGCUGCAGUUGAGGAAGAAGCAAAUAAAGGAGAGAAUCUACCUGUGGUAGAAGAAUCUGAGGAACCUCUUUCCUCAAAAGAUGAUGCAGAAGUAUUGUUGUUUGUGGGGAAUUUGGCCAAGAAUGACAAUUUAGACAUAAAUCCAAAAAGUACGAACUCAGAAGCACUCUGUUCCUCUGAAAAAUCACCUGACUGUCACAGCAAGGGAGAACAAGAACAUCUAUCUACAGAUGCUAUAGGAAGCAUUCAGGAUAGCAUAGAAAGCAGGAGAAGUUCAUGCAAUGAUGUGCAGUGUCCUGGUCCCUUGGUGGAAGGGAUGCUUUUUAUGUCCAAUGAUAUAUUAAAUUCUGGAGAAGAAAGUAAACAGAAUGAUACAAUGCAUCAAGUGAGGGAACCCCACUGGAACCCUAGGACAAACCUAAUGAGAGUUACUAGAAAAAGAGAUUAUCCCGAAGAAGGUGAAAACAGAGAAGAGGACAAUGCUGAGAACAGAAAUUCAGAAGAGAGUUUGGAGUUAGAAAUAACAGGUGUAUCAAUGCAAAACUCCAGUAACAUAGUGGAAGCUGCAUGUUUCUCAGAGGCUACAAGAAAACACAAUUUUACAGACUCUGUUGAAGAAACAUCUUGUAAAAGAAUCAGGCAGGAUAGUAGACUCCAGUCUCCAGAGAUUUCAUCAGAGAGCGAGAGUCAAGUCGAACAAGAAGAUGAUUCUCAGCUUUCUACUUCUCAGGAAAAUUCAGACAAUCUCACAAGAAGGUUGUCCAGAAGGUCAUCAAAAUGGAUAGCACUGCCAAAACAUGUCUUGGAGCUAAGAACUGCUGCUUCUUCUGCCUCUGAAUGUGAGGCUGAUUGCAGUGAGAAGUGGAAUCAAAGGCAAGAAGUUAAACUGAGUGCUACUAGAGGUAAAAGUUUGAAAACUACACAUAGAAGGAAAUCUGGAAAGAAGCACAGAAGUUCAAAGACAACCUUGGUGACCCUCCGGGCUUCUCAAGAGGAGGAGGAGGAGGAGCCAGAUGACUUCGAGCCUGAUGAUGAAGAUGAAUGCUUUGCACCGGAGGAAGUAAACAAAGCUCCAGUGUUUGUUCCCAUAGGUCUUCGAUCUCCAAAACCUGUUCCUGUUCAGAUAGAGGAAACCAUGGAGGAGCUGGAAAUAGUUGUGAAUAUACCAGAUGUGCAGGUGGCUACUGAUGUUGAAAGUCUCUCGCAUGCAUCUGUCCAGCCAGUGGUAGAGAGGGAGGAAAAAGUAAACACCUCAACAGCUGAAACAACUGUACAUGAAAAUCCAGAGGUGGACAAAGGAAUUAAUGAUGGAAGCACUGAAGCUGCCAUGACUUUACUUGCAAUGGGUGAUCCUAUGUUCCAGUUAAAAACAAGUACUGAAGAAUGGACACACAUGUUACCCGCUAAAGAUGAGUUGGACAUUGCCAAUAGCCUUGUAACCCACGCCUACUCCAAACAAAAUAGAACUUCUAGUCAAUAUUUACUUUCUUCAGACACUUCUACCAAGGAAUUGGUCCCUUCUGAGGAUGGAAGCAACAUUAAUGUAGAGGAUCAAAGCACUGGCACAAGAAUAGGUGUCGAAGAAUAUUUUGAGAAAAAUGCUACAGAUACCAGUGAUAGCUCUUUGCCUACAGUGAAUAGUGUGAGACUGACAAGAGGCAGACUCCUGAAGCCUGAGCCAGCCUUUGGAGUAUUGAGGUCCAAUGAAAACAUAAUUCAGGAGUCACUUAAUACAAAUGUACCAGUGGAACAACUAGAGCAAGUUGAAAGUGAGUCUACAACCCUGAGAGGUACUGCUGAAAUGCAGAAGGUGGAACUAGAACAGGUCAGACCAGCUGCAGGUGAUUCUUCAGUUCUUCAUGAUUCUGCAACUAGAAGUGUAGAACUUAUCAAGCAAGUAGACGAAACUGAGAGAACAGAAAAAGAGAUGAGAGAUGCUUGUGGAAACUCAGGAGACUUGAGAGCUAUAAAUGCAUCACCAAAACCUGAAAAAUCUCAGCUUGGAGUAGAGGAUUGUCCAAAUCAAAGUUCUGUGGAUGGAUUUCCUGAGCAAAAUCCUUGUCCUCCUGAGCACAAUAUAUACACAAUCAACUUUACUCAGAAUGAAGCUUGCGCUCAGGAUGCUCAAAAACAAUGUGUAAGCAGCACAGAAGAGACUUCAGUAGUGAACAAUGAUCAUAAAAGUCCAGAGGAGGAACAGACAUUCAUUUUAACGUUGGUGGAAAUCCCAGCUGACUCAAAAGAGUUUGAUGCAUCUGAUUUGCUGGAACAAACUCCAGAACCAUUAUUACCAGCCCCAAUAUUUAUCAGCCCAAUAAGUACCUGUGAAACAAGCAUGACUGCAGUGGAAAGCACUGGAUCUUUGACAACUGCAGCUGAUGAAUUUGCUGCACCUUUGAAGAGCAGUAUAAAAACAAAACAACUAGAGAGUGCAUCAGUAGACCCUGUUCCAAAUUCGCAGACAACUCAAAAAAGGUCAGCUGCUGAACUUGAAGUGAAUGAUUUGCCUCCUGCCAAGAAAACUCUGUCUACUAUCGCCGUGGAAGGUAACUUGGAAACCACUUACAAGGGUUAUUCAAUUAAAUCCAUAAAUGCUCCAAUGAUAGCUUCUGGGAAUCCUUUUCAAAAAACACAGGCUUCAGAAAAGGAAAAAGAAGUUAACUCUGUGUUGGUGCCUGAAUCUAUGUCACCACUGGCUGAGAGAAGCCAACUUCAGACUUUGGAGAACUUAGGGAAAGCACCACUGGAGAAUUCAGCAUCCAAACAGGAAGAGGAGGUGAUGUCUAGAUUAACCUCUAGCAGAAAAGCAGAAAUAAGUGGACAAGGAAAGCAGGGGGAUGUCAGUGAAUCUGGACAGUUGGAACAUACUGGAAGCCUAGCAUCAUCAUCUUCAAAAACUCCAUUACUCAGGGGUGGACGAAAACCGUUGGGAUUUUUAUCUUUGAUUUGCAAAAAAAGUAGUUCUGAAUCUGCAGAAGAUGCCAAAGGUAAUAGAGGGAAGAUCCAUAAACCUCGGAUUGUGACUCCAAGGCUAAGUCUAAAAAAACCCACUCUAUUCUCUAAGGAUGACAGGGAAUCUUGUUUCCUUCCCUCUACAAGCGCAUCAUCAUCUGUGGAGGAUAAGAAUAUAGCUGCUGAUGCUGCAGUUACGGUUCCAAGUAACAAGCCAUCUGAGAAGCCACCCCUUUGUGCUAAAGAUCAAGAGAAAGAAGAAGAGCCAACCAGAAUAUCUGAGUAUUUUUUUAGUGACAUCUUUAUGGAAGUGGAUGAUUCAGAAUAGCAAAUUGGCUUUAUAAAAACCUGGGAUCUGAGAGUAUAAUGCAAUAAGAAAAGAGUAUUUUUAAGAAGUUCUGAUUUGUUCUGAUACUCUUUAUGCCACACACUGUCAGCUAAGCUGUUGUUAGUAAAUUCCAUAAAGGUGAAACUGAUUCCUUCUGAAGUGACCGGGAUACUUUUAAAAUGUUGACACAGUCUAAACCACUACAUUGAUGUCAUUGGACCAGACCCGUGGCUGCUGGCUUAUAGUUUCACUUGUUUAGACGCUGAUAAUGGGUGCAUGACUAUCUUCCAGAAAAGUGCAAUGAAAAAAUGCUUAAUCUUGUGACAAGUGUCCCUUUGAAUUUUAAUGCUUGUGGUACUGGCUAUACGAGUUCUUUACUUCUUUUUGUGAAGUAUGUUAUGUUAAUAUGUUAGAAGGAAGAAUGAACCUUUUAUGUAUAGUGUAAUCUCUGUAGAUAAGGAUGCAAAUACUGGAAGUAGUGUAGUAAAUAUAUAGAUAUGUUUAGCACUGCAGGUAUUUUUAUUAGCAUCUCCAAAUUAUGUAUUUUUGUAAGAGUUUUUAAUUACAUAAAUUAAAAGAUCCUAACCUGAAAAGCCAAAUGGGUUUAGUUCCCUAAAAAUGUAUUGAGAACAACUGGAAAAACACAAUUUACUAAAAGAUGCUACACAACUAGACAAUGUUAACCUUUGCAACCCUCCUGUUGGAGUGGGAGGAAAAGGCUAAUAUUUCCUCGUAUAAAUGCUAAUUUCCUUCUAAAUUUGAAGGCAAGGGGAUAGAUACCAUUUCUUUUCCUUGGUUUUAAGUGUAGGUGUUUGUAGCUCUGCUAACUUCCUUGGUUUCCCUUGUGCAAAGUAGCACAAAGAUUGGAGUUAAACCAUGACUACACCAUGUGGUUGCUUUGAGCCUUUGCUACUUUGAAGCAGUUGAAUUUGAAUGGUUUUCCUCAUGUUGCAUGGCUACUUGUUCUGUAACUUGCUAUAAAGUGCUGUUGUAGCUUUAGAUUUUAUUCUCAUUUUUUACUUGCCUCAUCAAGAAGAUUGUCUUUAUGAUGUAAUUAGGUUCAUGCAGUCUCAAAGUCAGGUGGUCACUGAAAGAUUCAAUAUUUAUUGUGUAACUCCUUCUUACACAAAAAUGAGUGUGUAGAUUUAAGUAGUCUAAAUUUUUCUCCUGUUACUUAAUACCAGCAGGUACUUUUGCAAAACAAAUGAUUUAUUAUGAACGUGAAACUGAUGUUUAAAUGGUAUUGUUAUGCUCUCAAGAAACCUAUCUUCAGCUUUGGGCUGGAUAAUCAUUUAUUGGUAAAUAUUUUCAUAUAAGUAGUUAACUUUUAAAUACUUGAUGAAGUUUGAGAAUGUUUGCCUUUUCAGAAGUUAUUGGCAAGGCUUCUGAAGGAGCCUUUAAAAUUUUGUCAAUAAGGAAAGAUACACAGAAAAGCUACUGUUACUGCAAACGGCUACGUUAGCAGGCCUCUGUCAAUCAAAUGUUGUUAGCAGCAGUAUCUUCUUGGGGUGAUGGAAAAGGGUCUAACAGUCCCAGUGUAAAGUAACUUACUUGAAAGCAUUGUCACCUUCAUGCCCCCCCCCGCCAAAACCCCAAGAAACACCACCACCAAGUUUCUGUUCAUACAGUAUCUUGUGCUUUGCCUAAUCCAUUUAACUUGAAAUGUUUAUCUAAAUAUUGUCUUACUGUAAACAUUAUGAAAUAGAUUAAUCUAUACAUGAAAUGCUAUGUAUUAUAUAUCUUGUAGAUUUUAUUUUAUGUAUGCAAGUGUUUUGAUCCCAAUACAUGUGGCAUGUUUAAAUCACUUGCACUGACAGAGCCUAAAAAUAGAUUUGUGGGGAGUGGCUAUAAAAUAAUUGCCCUCAGUACUUUCUGAGCUGACAACCAUUCUACAUUUAGUUGUGUACAUUUUAGCUUCAUUCAUAUUACAUGGAAAAAACCCCCCAACUAUUUCAUUACUAAGAUUUAAGGUGCCUUAUCUACCUUAUUAAUUGGGGCUACACAUUUUGUUCCCUGCAGUAAAUCACAUGCACUUUGUUAGAGGAUUUUUUUUUUUUAGAGAACAAAUUUAAUUUGAAUAGAGAUAAGACAACUUUGUGGUGUUUUAUGGAAGUUUUAUAAUGGUGAAGGAUGUAAGAAAAGAUUGGUGAAAUCUCAAUGCCUGUUACUUUACAUAGAUGUUGCAUAAGACUGCUUUGCUUAGCGUUCUCUGACACCCUGUAUCAUCACAUAUAAGCUGUUUCAAAGAAAAAUAGUCAUAUUCUGUAUGUAAAUUAUGUGAAUAAAUUAUUUUAUAUCACCCAUGUUUCCAUUUCUUAGAAUAUCAGUUGCAGUUUUUAAAUGCUCAUAGGUAUAGUAAGUUAACAAAAGCGUGGGCUAAAUUAAUGGCUAAAGUUCUACCUGCAACCCUGGGCUGCAUACAGCAUACAGGCCUGCUUGUAUGGUGAUAACAGACUGAAUACACUUUAACAUGAGCGUGGGUGGUGGUGAUGUGGUUUUGUUUCUGGUUUAGAGCUUAUUUACCUGGUAUCUGACUUCCCAGUAUUCU
Haliaeetus leucocephalus (bald eagle) is the source of this 9601-nucleotide messenger RNA. It is a transcript of the gene BDP1, whose product is annotated as B double prime 1, subunit of RNA polymerase III transcription initiation factor IIIB. Gene Ontology annotation, cellular component: transcription factor TFIIIB complex. Lineage: Eukaryota; Metazoa; Chordata; Aves; Accipitriformes; Accipitridae. The record is from RefSeq and is a predicted model, not a curated record. Gene Ontology annotation, molecular function: TFIIIC-class transcription factor complex binding. Gene Ontology annotation, biological process: RNA polymerase III preinitiation complex assembly.